UUUUGGCAUGACUGAUACUGAAGGUUUGAAGGGAAGUGAAAAGGCCUCUACUUAUUCUGGUGGCCAAAAGCAUGACUCAUAUGUAAAUAAACAAUCAUAAAUGUGUCACUGUGUGUUAAAAAGUAAAUAUAAAUAAUGUAUUAAAUAGCUAGUUGCUGUGAUAAAUAACGCAAUUAAUGAAAAGAAAUUUUUCUGUAGAUGAAUUUUAUUUAUUUUCCUUAAUAAUAAAUUGAGUCUGAAAAUGUAUUAAAUAUAACUUCUUUAAGGCACGUAAUUCCAUAUACUAUAACAUAACCUGUAAACCAAAACCUGUAGGUUGUUUUUCAGACUUUAAGUCAAUGAUUUAAAGAUCUAUUAUUAUAUUUAUCUACUGUGCUUAAUAAUAAUCAUGGAGGGUGUCAUUUUAUCAUCUUGGGACCACAUAAUGGGUCCUCAAAUUGAGAAAUUGUGGCUUCUUAAAGACAAAUCUCUUAAUACUAUGAUAUCAGUACCCGAUAAAGUUUUACAGGAUUUUAAUAUGUCUAAAAACUGUAAAUCUAUAAAUAUAGGUCAAAAUAUAGAUCUAUCUUUAAUGAAAAUAUAUACAGAAAUGUGUGGACAGCUAUUGUUAGGUGAAGUUGAUUCCUGUAGGAGAUUUGACGAAUGGUCUUCCAGACUCUAUAUAUCGGAAAAUAAAAUUUUAGUAGCUGUUUUAUUUCAUAUUGGAUUUUGGAAAUGCGCAAAUUCAAUAAAAGAUACCAGGAAUGUGUGUUUGUGUUUUGGAAUAAUAUUCAAUCAUAUUCAAUUCACUUAUCCCAUCAUAUUGUAUAAUCAUUUACUAAUUGACAAACAUAUAAGAAAAACAGUGAAUUCUAUUAAAAGUUUUCAAUUUCCAAUGGAUACCUCAUUGAAUGAUAUUACAGCCUUAGCUGAAGAUAUUUCUGAACUCAUGUCAAUGAUAAAGCAAUUUAACUUUGUUAGUAAAACCAGCCCAGCUUCUUAUAGUAUAUUUUUAAAUUGGUCACUUCUACUUAAAGCUGUUGUAUCUCAUUUACAAACAUCUGGUUGUUCUGCUGUUAUAGGCACUGAUCAAUUUCUCAUUAAUGAAAUCAUUUAUUUUCUAUCGCCAUUUACUUCACAGAAAAAUGUUAAGUUUCAUAAUUCUUCUCAUCAGUUUUCUAAGUCAUACAGUGUGGGAUUAUGCAUCAGAAAUACAGCUGAGGAAGUAUCUAAAAGUAGAAAAUUUUUACUUGAAAGAGCAAAUAAAGAACUAAGUCCAUUAACAGUAAUUGACUUGACUGACGAUAAUGUUUGGCAAACCAUUCCUUUCCAAGAAACUUCUAAAUCUGACAAGAAAUCCAUAUCCUUAGUGACUGAAAUUGGAAGUUUAGUUCCUGAGCUUAUAAAUGAUCUUGUAUUUCUGGAGAAAAAUGGUAGCAAAGAUUGCAGGAAUUGUAUAAAAGAGUUUUGCCUUAUGUUAAUGACUAAGUCCUGUGCUUUGAUCAAAACUGUUGAAUACUCUAGGUGUCUUGGAAAAUUUCUUUCAAAGAAAGAUGUUAUGACGAUGUUAGCCGUACAAAACCUUGCAGAUUUAGAAAUUGUGCUUGGAUGUGCAGAAAAUCUCAAACCUGGGAUAAGAAACUAUAUUUUAAAUCAACUGUAAAAAGAGAAGAUUAAAAUUAUAGUAUAUUAUUCAUUGUUUUUAUAUAAUAAAAAAAUAUUUUUUAAUAUUUGAUUUUCAUGUUUGAAAAUUUCCUGGGCUCCAUCAUCAAAUCUUAACAUUCAACAGAAUUAAAAUCUCAAUGCAUUGA
Molecule: messenger RNA, 1790 nt
Organism: Parasteatoda tepidariorum (common house spider)
Lineage: Eukaryota; Metazoa; Arthropoda; Arachnida; Araneae; Theridiidae
Product: guanine nucleotide exchange factor C9orf72 homolog
Biological process (GO): endocytosis; autophagy
Cellular component (GO): autophagosome; endosome
Molecular function (GO): guanyl-nucleotide exchange factor activity
Source: RefSeq, a predicted model, not a curated record